CAGGUGAACUUCAUGUUCCAGGAAGGAAGGCUGGUCUGUUGUUCUGGCUCUGUGUAUAUACACUUAUCUCCUGCACACACAUUAAUCACAAUGUGGGAACUAAUUAUAUCUCCUUCGCACGCAGUAGCAUUUCAAACACUCGAUGUAGUAAAAUGUGGCCUCAAAUGUUGUUUGUUUUUUGCCCAUGUCCCCUCAGGGACUCCGUAUGUUGGUGAUGUGCAGGAGGUGGAGAGGGAUGCAGGUAUAAAGCAGGUGGGCUCAGGUGCAGCAGUGAGCGACUCUCUGGAGCAACAGAGAAGAGGACGAAGCAUCACUGCUGACUGAAACUGAGGCUGCAAACAGGGAGUCAUGUGGAGGUUGGUGCUGACGGUCAGUCUGCUGUGCUGCAGCUCUGAGGGCUCAGUGACCUGCAGAGAUGAGAACAACGGUGAAGUGGACUGGUACAUCUUAUACAAGACACCCAGAAUUCAAGAUAAAGGGCUGACUGGUUUGGAUUAUGUUUACAUUUAUCCAGCUGGACAGAAUAAUGUAACGUCUCAGCCUAACAAAAAGCUCAUCAAUGAUCCUAACGGCAUCCUGGCAAACACCCUGCAUCCGCUCUUUACUCCACCACCAAACUUUGGAUUCAUCAGCUACAACGAUCAGCCUCCGGAUUAUAUGAAGAAGAGUGUUUCUUCUUCAUACGGUCACAGUAAAGGGGUUGUGAUGGUGCAGAAGAACCGCAGAGGAGUCUGGCUGUUACACAGCACACCACAUUUCCCUUACAAGAGAGAUAAAAAUCAUUUCUGGCCUGAAAGUGGAGCAAGUAACGCUCAGACGUUCAUCUGUGUAACGUUCAACUACGACCAGUUUGAACAUAUCGGUAAACACCUGCAGUACAUCAGAGCGUACCCAUUCGAUCAUCAUAUUCCAUCAGGCUUUUAUAAAGAGCUUCAGGACGCUGCAGAGAAGAAAAACCCCUACAGAACCCUCAAAACCCACAAAAAACCUAAGGUGGAACCUGAUAAGUUCCAGCAGCUGGUAUCCAGUGGAGGGAAGAAGUUUUACAGCAUUGCUAAACAACGGUCCAGUAAGGUAGAGGUUGGAGAUCUUUACGUCACUAUCUCGGAGAAGGUCAACAGUGAUGUGGAUGUCCAGAGCUGGGGCCGCCAGCAUGAGCGUGAUGGUCCCUUUUGCCCUACAAAUGGAGAAAAAGUGCAAAAUAUCGAAUCUGUAAAAACUGGUUUGGGUGAAUGGGAUGCUGGCGAUGAUCAUUCAAAGUGGUGUGUAGCUGUGGAUCAGAAUAAACCCUGGACCUGUAUUGCUGAUGUAAACAGAGCAAAGACACAGUAUAAGAGGCCGGGGGGAGCGCUGUGCGUUAAAGAUGCAGAAAUAACAAACAUAUUCAAGAGCUUUGCAGUGAGUGUGGAAGGUUGUUCAGGUCCACGAAAACAUGGACACUGAUAGAUGCUCAGACUCAGACUGACACUUAUACUAAUAAAUAAAUGAUUAAAUAAAGUUGACUCUGACAGUGGAGCUCACUCUUCAUCCUGAUUGGAUGAAUAAUUUUUUAAAUGUUGUUAGAUUCUGUCAAACAUACGGUGGUAAAAUGUUAGAUGGUGUGAUAGACUUCAUUAAUCAGACAGCAGGAUUGGCUGAUGUUGUGUUGAAUGAUAAUCUGUAACUCUGUACUGAGUGAAGUUUCUCCA
Thunnus maccoyii (southern bluefin tuna) is the source of this 1688-nucleotide messenger RNA. RefSeq names its product deoxyribonuclease-2-alpha-like. The transcript has 7 exons. NCBI's taxonomy places the organism in Eukaryota, Metazoa, Chordata, Actinopteri, Scombriformes, Scombridae. The record is from RefSeq and is a predicted model, not a curated record. Gene Ontology annotation, molecular function: deoxyribonuclease II activity. Bases 349 to 1443 code for a protein of 364 amino acids. Gene Ontology annotation, biological process: apoptotic DNA fragmentation.